AUCCGCUUGUAAAAAAUACAGCCAGGUGAGGCCAUGGCCCAUAUGACAGUGACAGUAAAUUUGCAGGUUAGGGGUAAAGGUUACAUUUUAUUAUUUAAAUAGUUUAUAAAUUAUUUACAUGAACAAACCUUUCACUAAGCUAGGCUACAUAAUCAUGAUAAGUUUCAACCGUAAAUCAUGUGGAUCAACGUAUUGAAUGAAACAUGUACCCUUCUCGAAACAUAUAAAGGCAGAGAUAAGAUUUUAAGGACGUUGAGCUAUGUGACAAAGCUAAUUGGUGGAGUACAGAAAAAUGAGGCUUUGGCCAAGAAAUUUUUUAUCUUUAGCUCCCAAAUGUCUGGGGCUAGAGCUACCCUUCGACUGCUUGAUGAUCUGCCAAUGAUACAGUACAAUCUUCAGUAUGGAACUGGAAAAAAUGAACCAGACAAAUUCAUGUCGCAGCUUGGAGUACUCACGAAUAUUAUCGACCAGCUAUACUACCCCAUCGAGAAAAUGUCAUGGUUUGCAGAACAUAAACUUAUAACUGGUGUAGACAAUAAUAAAUGGGAUACUGCUAGCUCUGUGUGUUGGGUCAUUUCUACCUACUUAACUCUUGUAAAGACUCUAAGAUAUAUUGCCGUAUUAGAAAAACAUAAAAACUCUGUAUUGCCAUUACAAAGCAUUCCUAUAGAAAAAGUACUAAUGACUCAAAAGUAUGAAAUCCUGACUGCUAUAAGACUGUGCUUGGACUUUAUUCAUGCAGUAAACACAUUACCUCCAGGAUUCUUAUGGUCGUCAAAACUGAAAGUGUGGCACGUUGGAUUUAUAGGUACUUUGUCGUCUUUAUUAGGAAUUUAUCAAAUUUUUUAUAAAAGAUCAUUGAAGUAAACUAAAUAAUCUCUCAGGAGACAAUAUGUAUAGAGGUUUCAUAUGUGAUGAAACGAACUUAUGUGAACUACUUAAGUGAUGUAAAGUUAAAAAUAGGUUUUAUUAUAUAAUUACGUGAUCACCUAAACUGACAUUGAAGAUAUGACUUUUAAUUUGUAAUUUUAAAAUAGUCAACCAAAAAAGUUGGUAUGUUUUAACAGACAUAAAAGAUUAUGUACAACAGUGGCGUACUGAUAGAUCAGCGGGACCUGGUUCCAGUUGGGAUGCGGGCCCGCUCGCCCAAUAAAAACACACAUUGUAUAUCAAAGUUUUUAAUAAACAUUAAAUAUAAAUCAGCAUAUAUCAUAAAAUAUAGAUAUCAUAUACAUAUUUAUAAAAACUCAAGCUAAUUUAUAGUCCAUUUACUCAGAACUUUUACUGUAAUUUAAAAAAAAACCGCUUGGAUUGACAUGCAAUUUGGCGUACACAUGGCUAACAUGUCAAAGAAAAAAGUGAUAUUGUGCCGAUGUGUACUUUUACCCUGGGGGUGAGUUUUACCUCUUCUCGGGGAUGGAAAAGCAUACGUUUAAGAUAAGUCCGGAAUUAAUAAACCGACUAAUAAUUCUAAGCAACUUUAGUUGAGCAGAGUUGUAGGUAAUAAAAAGAAGGUUUUUAUUCGUCAAAUUUCAAAUCGAAUAUUUCAACUUGAAAUAACCAAAAAAUGAAGCACUUUUAGGGAAAAACUCAUCGCAACUUUUUGAAAGUGUUUAAAAAAGCUUUAUUUUUGUUUUUUUUUUAUGAAAGUUUCUAGCAUUAAAAUUAAGUAUGUAGCGCUCAAAAUAAAUUUGGUCCCUUGUAGGUAAGUUAUUGGUGAUACCAAAAAUCUCAAGUACCUAGUAAAAAAAUAAUAUUUUUUAAGUAAUUAUAUUAUAGGUUUUGCUAUUGUAUUUUGGACUUUUUAUUUUCCUAAAAACAAAAAUUGGUUAAGAUAUGGCUGUUCAAAAUUUGCAUACGCUCGUGAUUAGUUACUAGUUUAAGCCCAUUUAACUGCAGCCUUUUCAAAAAUAAGCACUUUAAACCCAUUAAUCUUACAGAUGUUAUAAACAAUAAAAUGUAAAGUAAUUUUUGAAGUGGUAAUGAUUAAUUUAAUUUUGGAUGCUAAUUGGGAGUGAUUUUCACGAUUUUUUUUUACCAACAAAAAAAUGGACCAACAUUCUUUUGAUCGUAACUUACUUACUUUUGAUGUUAGAAAUUUUUUUUAAUACAAAAAAGCUUUUUUCAAAUACUUUAAAAAAUCUGAGUUUUCCCCGAAAAGUGCUUGAUUUUUUUGGUUAUUUCACGUUAAAAUAUUUGAUUUGGAAUUUGACUAGUAAGAACUCACUUUUCAUUAGCUACAACUGUGCUUCUACUGGGUCUAAAGACCUUAUACAUUCACCAUUUUUUUCACUUUUUUAUAAGCUAUAUUUUUGCUAAUAAUAUUUUUUUGAUAAAAUACUUACUUUUUGAGGUAUUUGCGAAAAACCGUCUGCAACGUGGUUUUUUGUUGAAAAAUAAACAUUUUCACUCGCAAAUAACUCGAAAAGUAUUGACUUAGUGAAAAAAAAAAGAAUGUGUGUGUACUUUGUACGCACGUAAGAAGUUAUACUUCUAUUAUAUGAUUUAAACGAAAUUAAUAUACUUUUUAUUUAUAUUUUGUUUAAAUAUUAAACUAAUUUAUACUUACUACUUCUCAAACAUUUUUAUUAGAACAGUGCCAAAAAUUAAAAUAAUAAAAGAAUAAAACACACACAAACACAUUAAACAAGCCACAAAUGAUGUCUGAAAAUUAAUUGUCGAAAAUUUUUUUAACUAAAUACGUAUUUUCUGAAAAUACAAUUAUAUAAUAAAUAUACUUACAAUCAUAAAAUGUAUUAAAAAAAAACAAAAAAGAAAGUUUCUAUUGGGACUCGAACCAGCGCUGAUACGAGCGGUUGGUAUUGGAAUUCACUCGCCUUCUCCGCGUAGCCACGGACACUAUGUGUCAUUAUUUACGAAGAUCGACUAACUAAACGGAUUAAACUUGUGAUAUUUUGAUAUUUUGAAAAUUGAUCAAAUUAUUUUAAUUUUGAAUUGAAAUGAUUUAGAAUUGAAAAAAUACAACAAAACAUAGAGCAAAAAACCAAUAUAUUAGGUGAAUAUUGAUAGAAAUUUUGAUGGUAAUCAAAUUAUAUAAAUAAGGGCCGGUUGUUCGAACGCUAAUCAACAAUGAUCACUAUCAAAUAUUUAAUUAAUGUCACAACUGUCAAUGUCUACUUUGUUUGGGUUGCUGAAAACAUAAUUGAUUACUAUUAUGAAAUUACUUAAUCAAUUAUGUUAAUAAUUGUUAUGUUAAUUGAUUAACUAAUCUCAUAAUUAUAAUCAAUUAUGUUUUCAGCAACCCAAUAGAAGUUGACAUUGACAGUUUUGGUGACAGUAAUUAAAUAUUUGAUAGUGAUCAUUGUUGAUUAGCGUUCGAACAACCGGCCCUAAAAGUAUUACAUACUAUGUAUUUUGGCAGAUCAAAUAGGUAGGUUUAUACCCAUGAUACAUUAACAAUUAUUACGUACCUGUUGCUUUUAAAAACUAUUUAAAAGUCACUACAAUAUUAUAAACUUUUUUGUUUCUGUCCUCACAACGAUAAAACUAAUAUAUUAUACAUUUGUUUACCUUUACCUCCAAACCACAGCUGCCAUAUCGGAUAAUUUUUGACAUGUCAUUUGAACAUCCAAUCAGAACAAAGUUAUAAUGCGCAUGCGCCUGGCUGAUAGGUUUUAACAUAUAAAAAAAUCACCCUCUAUCGCCGGUAAAGAAGUAUAACUUCAAAAAACGGUAUAGAAAAAAAGUUGCUUAGAAUUAUAGUUAGUUCAUUCAAUUCCGGACUUAUCCAGUCCCUGUGUUUCUUAAGGUGAUACAGUAGCGAUCAACAGGUAGCCAAAACGCGUUCCAAGAUUGCGGCUGUAAUUUUGAAUAUUUUUUCGAGAUAUUUGGCACACGUAUUCGUAAUAUAAUAAAGAAUGGCGGUACAGAGCCCAAUUUGAAAAAUAUAUUAAUAUGUGGAAAUUACUCUGUAAUUAAAUACAAUAUUAAAAAAACGAGCCUGUACCGCCAUUAAGAAGAACAAAAAAAUACACUUUCUUCAAAUAAACUUUUUUAUCCGAUGGCUAGAUUUUGUGUCAUUUUGGAACUACUAAUGAAAUAAAAAAUUUUAGUAGUUCCAAAAUUACACAAAAUCUAGGCAUCGGAUAAAAAAGUUUAUUUGAAUAAAGUGUAUUUUUUUGUUCUUCUUAAUGGCGGUACAGGCUCUUUUUUUAAUAUUGUAUUUAAUUACAGAGUAAUUUCCACAUAUUACUAUAUUUUUCAAAUUGGGCUCUGUACCGCCAUUCUUUAUUAUAUUACGAAUACGUGUGCCAAAUAUCUCGAAAAAAUAUUCAAAAUUACAGCCGCAAUCUUGGAACGCGUUUUCGCUACCUGUUGAUCGCUACUGUUUCCUCUUAAUAAAUUUUGUUUUUAAAUUUUUUAAUUUUGAUAUUGGUAGGAAGGUAUUCUUCGUUUUUAUUUAUAAGUACCUACACAAAAAUUAAAAUUUAUUAAGCAGUUAGAUUUCUUAGUGUGUACUGUGUACUUGUGUGGUUCAAAAUGUCCAUAUCGAGUUAGAAACAAAAGAAGCAAAAAGGGCGCUAGAGCGGGCCCCACGGGCCCUGGUUCCACGGAAUCCGCGGAACCAUGCUCAGUUCGCCACUGAUGUACAAAUAUGUGCCACAUUUUAUUUAAAAAUACCUUCCCUUCUUGGUUGUGGUACUUCAUUUUGAUGAUCGACCAAUCCUUUAACAACUACUCUAUCGAACUAAUCUGUUUUAUACAAUUUUUAUUCAUUUUCAUGUUUUAAUUAACCAGACAAUUUAAACAGUAAAAUAGUUACAAACAUUAAAAUAACGUAAAUUACAUCAAUAAUUUCAUGUUAAUCAGAGCAACAUUGUAUUUAAAUGCCUUAAUAGCAGUAAUAUUAAUAGCAGUAAAUCUUAAUAGCAGUAAUUACCAUAACAGUAUUUACAACAAAAAAAAUCAUUAAUACAUAAACUACACAGAACUAUAAAUAAAUUGUGAUAUUUUUGUAUUUAAAACUAGAGAUGGAAUUCCUAAGGAGAAGUUGCAGAGUAACAUUAAGAGAUAGAAUAAAUAACAGAGAUCAAGAGAAGAAUAAGAAUUAACUCAGAUAUAAUAGACUACAUAAACUUACGUGCAUAGGUGUAUGGUCAUUUUUGAUGUCUCAUAUUUCCUAAACCUGUUGGCCGAUUUAAGUGAUUUUUUGAACAUGUUAUAGCCUGAUUCUUUAACAUCACUGCAAUAAUAUUGUUACUAAACAGGUAAAUUUUCAUUGUAUACCAGGUGUACCAAUCAAACUGUGUUUUUUUCUCAAAGUUCGCAUCAACCUGUGGAAUAUUCUAGCAUUUAUAAAAUACUGAAAUUAAAACCGAACUAUAGCCUCAGCUUUUCUUAACAUUCUGUUUUUUGACUCAUUCGUUUAUGUUGGAUAAUAAAAAAGUUAGGUACUUUAACAACUAGACAUGUUCUUCAUCAAUACACUGUGUUUCUAAAUAAGUGCGACAAACUUUAAGGGGUAAUUCUGCAUGAAAAAAUAAUGACAGUUAGCUUUAUAAACAUAUGUCCGCAAAUGUUUCGUUUGCGGAUUUUUUGACAUAAAAUUAAGAAUUUUAUAAUUAUAUCUCUCAAUAUCUUCCUCUACAUCACUUCUAUCAUUCGCAUGAUGAUUCGUUUUGAUAGUUUUGACAAUGUCUGCAUCAUUAAAAAGUCUACAGACUUCAAAAUUGCGUAGUUCUGUUAGUUUUGUGUAAUGUAAGAUGUAAAAAUUUAUGUCGUCAUCAAUUCAAUAUGUUGAAAAAAAGUGUGAUAAUGGAGGGCCACUAAUAUCUCUUUCUUAUAAGACAGUUACAAAAAUUCCGUGAUAUCUAGAAACGUGAAAUUUGUUUAAAAAUACGAUUUAUAAACAAAUGUUCAACAAUCUGUUUUAAGACUUACUUUAUUAUUCUAAUUAAGAUAAGUCAUGGCUGCACAUGAAAAAUUUUUGACAAUAAAACCUGUUUGGAACUAUUUGAAGCUAGUGAUGUAACAAUUGUAAUUAUUCAUUAUAUUUAUCUACAAUAAGUAUAUUAUUGAAAUCUCUGUAUAUUUUGGUUCCUAUUUGCUAUAAUGUAUAUUCGAGGUGUAUUAAAAAUACUUUUAUAUGGUUGUGAUCACUAAAGCGCGAAGAUAUUGUUAUCCGUUAUUAUUCUAUUAUUAUAUGAAGAUUUUAUAAAAUUAUUUUAUAUAGAUUAUUUUUAAUAUAUCUACAAAAAUCAAAAAUCUGGCUAAAAA
Diabrotica virgifera virgifera (western corn rootworm) is the source of this 6237-nucleotide messenger RNA. Its product is annotated as peroxisomal membrane protein 11C. Gene Ontology annotation, cellular component: peroxisomal membrane. NCBI's taxonomy places the organism in Eukaryota, Metazoa, Arthropoda, Insecta, Coleoptera, Chrysomelidae. Bases 178 to 867 code for a protein of 229 amino acids. The transcript is spliced from 5 exons. Gene Ontology annotation, biological process: peroxisome fission. The record is from RefSeq and is a predicted model, not a curated record.